This is a messenger RNA of Arabis nemorensis, 417 nucleotides long. The record is from the annotation of a GenBank genome assembly. Lineage: Eukaryota; Viridiplantae; Streptophyta; Magnoliopsida; Brassicales; Brassicaceae.
AUGAUGUCCUACACAGAGAAAGCUUCGAUCUUUGGGCACGGUAGCGAGAUAGCAAACAAGCUCAAAGGAUCAACACCACACGACGAGCUACUGAUCCAGAUUUCUCAAUCGUUCUCUGUGAUUCUCUAUGUGCGUAUGGCUCUAUGGAGUGUUAUGUUUGAGUGGAAGAUUGAAGAUCUUUCUUUUGAAUCUCCCAGGCAAGCCCUUGGAGACAUUGCUUUAGCUGUCUCUUGGUCUAGACCUACCUCUCUGCAUUGUUGGUGUUCUAGUCUUAUCGGAGACUAUUGUUCGGGUGGUUGUUCUCCUAUGCCGCCGAGUUCGUUUGGUUUUGAAGCAUCUACUUCUGCUUGGGUUAAGGAUUGGUUAGAGGCUGGUUUAGUCUUCGUAACGAGUAAGUUAUGCGUUACUACUUACUGA